This is a messenger RNA of Plenodomus lingam JN3, 2226 nucleotides long. The record is from RefSeq and is a predicted model, not a curated record. Lineage: Eukaryota; Fungi; Ascomycota; Dothideomycetes; Pleosporales; Leptosphaeriaceae.
AUGGUUGAGAGUACCGUGAAGACCGCGCUUGCUCGUCAGAGGGUGUUUGUGUGUCUUGUUGGCCACGCCACCUCGAAGUCAAGGCAUUGCAUACCUUCGACGCUGAUAACCAUCUGGGGCCGGAUGGCUUACUCCUUUCGUGGUACCAUACCAUCCCAGCGCUUUCCUGCCGAAAAAGGUCGUUAUGUACUUUACUUCAACGCUGUCUGUCCCUGGUCACACCGAGCCAUCAUUGUAUCCGCGCUCAAAGGUCUAGGGGACAUAAUACAAACCGUGGAAGUAGAUGCGAGGGAUCAAGUACGGGGCUGGCACUUUUCAGGUCAUAGGGGCCCACAUUGUGAUCCUAUCAUUGGUGCAAAAUGUUUGAAGGAUUUAUACUUGUUAGCAGAUCCUGAGUAUAGUGGGAGAGUGACUGUUCCAUUACUGUGGGACAAGCAGCAACAAACCAUUGUGAACAAUGACAGCGGAGACAUGAUGCGUAUGCUGAUCGACGCAUUCGACCACCUAUUGCCUGUAGAAAAGAGAGAGCUUAGCAAAGGGAAAGCGGCUCUUCGUCCUGCUCAUUUGAUAUCCAAGAUUGACGCGCUUAAUGACUGGGUAUACGAUACAAUUAACAACGGCGUCUAUAAAGUUGGGCUCACAAGGUCUCAAGCAGCAUACACAGAGCAUAUCACGAGACUAUUCAAAUCGCUCGAUCAGCUCGAAACACACCUGACAGAACCAGAACACCAUCCGUACCUUUUCGGCCCGCACAUCACUGAAUCCGACAUUCGACUUUACACUACGCUUAUCCGUUUCGACAUCGCCUACUAUCCGUUUUUCCGUUGUAAUCUGAAAAUGAUACGGUAUGACUAUCCGCAUCUUCACGAUUGGUUGAGACGGCUGUACUGGGAUAACGGGAAAGAUACUGCUGGAGGCAUUCUGGGUUUCAAGAGGGUAACAUCCAGCAGAUCAAGCGAGGUUAUGCAUGCGUCGAUGUACGGAACGGGGUCAUACCCGUUGGACCAACACCACACAUUAUGCCAUUGUGAUCUUUCACUGAAACACGCUCACAUUGUUUAUUGGUGUUCGCUCGCUUUCUCAAUCAGUCCCUGGCUACUUCAGCUUGCCUGCACCACUGGCCGUCUUUGGACCUUCACUGCCAUUAUGAAUGCGUUUUCUCUGAAGAGCCCUAUACGGUACCGGUACCUCAAGGAACAAAACAUGUUCCGUGCCAUGACCAGAGGAAGACACGAAUAUAUCCUCACACUUCCAAGAUUGUUGAACACAACACAGACAACGACUGCAACCUUGAAGAUGCCGACGACUGAGGAGAAAGACACGUCUCUAGACAAAUCCAAGACCCAAAAGCCAGAAAUUGAUAAUGAACAAGUACGUCAAGAAAGCUCGAGAGCGGCCUGCGCUGCCAUGGAGGCGCAGAAGAAGGCAGACGAAUUAAAGAAAGCAGCUGCUGGCGCAGGAGAUGCAGAUGAACGACAGAAGUUGAUGGAACAAGCCAUUGAGGCACAGAUCGAAGCCGAGUCGUUUGGCAAGACAGCCAAAUACAUGCGCUCGGGUGCAUUCCAAGGUCUAGCAAUGGGCACUGGACUUGGUGCUGCUCCAGGAGUCACACUGGGAGCCAUCACAGGAACACUCGUCGGCAGCGUAUCCUCUACUCUUCUCGGCAGCAUUGGUGGAGGCAUCGGCGCUGCUGCUGGUGCCAUCAAUGGCCCGUUCUGGGACCUCAGCAAAUUCGCCGGAAAAGGGAUUCGAAAGAUUACAGGUGACCUGCCCAGCUGGGCUGCGAGCGAUGAGCAAAAGAAGGCCCUAGAGAAGAUGCUGGAUCAAGUGAACGACGAGGAGAUGCCGGAUAAGCAGGACCUAAAAGGGUUCGUGGAGGAUGGUGGUGGUGCGGACAUGGACGAAGGUUGGCUAAAGAAGAUGAAGAGUUGCCUGCCCAGUCUGCCUUCCUUGACGAGUUCAAGUGGAGCUAAACAGCAAGACAAUGACGCCGAGAAGAAAAGUUCAGACUCCAGCGACGAGAAGCAAGAGUCAGCAUUGAAGACAAAUGAUCAGCCUCGCAAAAAGCCAAGGAAACUAGAGAUCAAAUCACAUUCCGAGCAAGAACUAUCAGAGAAGUCGACCGAGCAAAAGCAGAAGAAGCCAAGGAAGCUGGAAACAAGGUCGAAGCACGUCGAGCAUGAGGCAAGGGAAUCAGAGGAAACGAAAGCACAGCCACCAAAAUGA